This is a messenger RNA of Diuraphis noxia (Russian wheat aphid), 1037 nucleotides long. RefSeq names its product metal cation symporter ZIP8-like. The record is from RefSeq and is a predicted model, not a curated record. Gene Ontology annotation, biological process: zinc ion import across plasma membrane; intracellular monoatomic cation homeostasis. NCBI's taxonomy places the organism in Eukaryota, Metazoa, Arthropoda, Insecta, Hemiptera, Aphididae. Gene Ontology annotation, molecular function: zinc ion transmembrane transporter activity; monoatomic cation:bicarbonate symporter activity. Gene Ontology annotation, cellular component: plasma membrane.
UUGGUUAUGGCCAGUCACCAGGGAAACAGACGGCGCAAAAAACGGUCCGAUUCGAAACAAUAACAUAAUCUUAAUAAUAAUAUUAAUUAGUUACCGCCGCAUUGAGUGUACGUAUUGUACCUGGCGUAUUUGCUAGAAUUCAAUUAUUUUUUUUUGUAAAAUAUAAUUUUUUUUAUAUAUUCAUUUACGUAUAACCAUUAUACCUUUCAAUACUUAUAAACGUUGUUGUUAUUCACCAUCGUAUUACUUAACCGUUUUGUAUUAUACUAUCCGCUCCUCACGUCUGUAAUAAUUUUACAAGUUUAUACUUUUUCAAAAGAAAAUAACCUACUUGCAUCGCCUCCCCUYUAACAUACACCUAUUUGCGAACUUAAUAAUACGAGAAGAUGGCAUCAACUCAUAUCACGUUGGUGAUCUUCGGGUUCUCAUCGUUCUGGUCUACAUGUUUGGCCGACCCGAACGCUAUGGAUAAUUGCUGGCAGAAAGUGUGGUCUCUGACGCCGUCGUGUACGAAAAUGGACAAUUCUAUGGACGGUUCAACUGGCAGUCCGAGGCUUUGCGUCUAUCAGUCGAAUUGUGACAAUGCAUCGAGACCAAACUCAUGUACAAUCGAGUUCGUUAGUUAUGAAGAAAAUUAUCCUAUCAAAUCGAUGGCGAUUCCUAUAGAUAAUCAAAUAUCAAUACCACUAUCCAAAAGGUCUACGAAUGCUGAAGCUUGGAUUGGAGGUUUGGUGUCAGUUGGCAUCAUAAGUUUAUCGGGGCUGGUUGGUGCAAUAUUUUGGCCUUUGCUUAAUGACCCGAAUCGAAAGAAAACUGUUAUGAGAUUACUUUUGGGCUUAGCCACAGGAUCAUUAUCAAGUUCAGCUGUAUUCCAACUUCUUCCAGAAGUAAGAUUUUUAAAUCCAUUCAAAACUACAUUCAAACCAAAACCCUCUUAUUUCUCGUAUGUAAUCUUUACCCAUCCCCAGCAACUCUCCAAGGAGACUAAAAAGAAAAUGGCCAAGAGACGCCCUUGCCUAAUACAAAAAAUAAAUUAA